This is a messenger RNA of Dreissena polymorpha, 752 nucleotides long. RefSeq lists its product as uncharacterized. Gene Ontology annotation, biological process: translation. The transcript has 2 exons. Gene Ontology annotation, molecular function: structural constituent of ribosome. Gene Ontology annotation, cellular component: ribosome. Lineage: Eukaryota; Metazoa; Mollusca; Bivalvia; Myida; Dreissenidae. Bases 112 to 606 code for a protein of 164 amino acids. The record is from RefSeq and is a predicted model, not a curated record.
GUCAAAUUCUCCUUGGUGAAGAGUACUCACGCGCAAGGGAUGUAACUUAAAUCACGAGCGCACAACAACAACAUUAGGCAGUGUGCCCUUCAACACAUUAGUUCUUUUAAAAUGCUGAAACAACUUAUUUCUAAAUUGUUUUGUAGAAAUCAUUCAUUCUCCACAUUACAGAAAAGCUGCUUGUCCUCACUGACCAGAACAACAGCUGUUGGUGUACAACCAACUUGUCACCACGGAAACCGUAACUAUGGCAACUUUAAAAGCCAGUUUAACACAACAUUUACAGAAUCACUCCAAAACUGGCAGUUCAGUGGAGCCCCAGCACUAAAUUUGACAUUUAUUCGAACUAGUGCCUACUACGCCUACAGACCUAAUGCUUUGAAGAGAAUUAAGAAACAUGGACUGGAGAAACGCUUGAGCUGUCGAUCACAGAGGGAGAUUCUUUUUAGGAAAAUAAUCAAAGGGAAGAAAGUACUCACAGUGUUUGAUAGAUUUACCAAUAUCUACCCAGAGAAAGUGGACAAGACAAAGCGAGUGAAUCUGUUCGAUCCAAAACGUGGUUUCAGAAAGUUUAUUAAGAAACCAGAAUAUUUUAGAUUUGCCUAAAGUGUUGAGCGAUAAUGUAACUUGGAUUUUUAUAUGACACACAAUUAAAUGAUGCUGUUUCGUUUGGCAUGUUGAUUGUUGUAAAUAAAUUAUUUGUUUAAGAAAGUAACAAAGAAAACAUGAAAAUAAAGUUGUGUUUAAAUUUG